AUGAACAUUUUGAACGAGUUUAAGGGUGUUGAAGAAGCAAAAGAGAUGGAUGAGAGUAAUGAGAAAUUAAUGUUUAAGAAAAAAUUUAAGUUUAGGAGUCCUACGAGUUUGAGAAGUGAUGCAAAGGGAUUUUCAGGUAUGGAGGAUAGUUCAAAGUAUAAGAAAAAGAAGAAGAAGAAGAGUGGUAUAGCAAGUACAAAUCAUGAUUCAGGGGAAAGCAUGUCGGGGACUAUGGAAGGAGAGAAGAAUGGAACCGAAGCAUCAAAUAGAGGGUCAAAAGGCUUGCAAAAUAAAGCAGAAAACCUGGAGAAGAGGCUAAAAGAAAUGGGAGUCGGGAACAUUGACAAGAGGUUUGAUACUGGCCUGGAGAAGAGUCAAAGAGGGUCUUUGGUUGAAGUUAUGAAGUCUAGAGAAACAAAAGAUAUAGAGGCACUAAAGGUGCAGAACCUCGCAAAAGGAAAGCAGGAAACUACCAUGAAAUUUGAUGAAGAUUCUCGGUUGGGUGGAAAUGGUUCAUCAGCGAACAUAGUCAGGGGUGAUCAAUCAGAUAUCAAGUCUGAUUUGUGGUGGCUGAAGCUUCCUUACGUCUUGGCUAUUCUUAUGCGUAGAGGUUUGGACCAUGAAGGUCCAGGAGGCUUUUUUACAUUAAGACUCACGUCUCAGGUGCAACACCAGAGUGAGAUUUCAUAUACGGUUGCUUUUGAGGACCGUGGUGAUGCUAAUAACUUUUGUUGUCUACUCGAAUCAUUUUUUGAGGAUCUAGGCGAUUUUAGUGCUGAUAUUGUUCCUCUGUCCGUGAAAGAACUUUAUGAUGAAGUUAAAUCAGGUAUGAAGAACAUUGUUGUUGUGAAGGAAGAGGCAGCUUAAGCUUUAUGCCGGACAAC
Molecule: messenger RNA, 884 nt
Organism: Pistacia vera
Lineage: Eukaryota; Viridiplantae; Streptophyta; Magnoliopsida; Sapindales; Anacardiaceae
Exons: 4
Coding region: 1-867 (288 amino acids)
Source: RefSeq, a predicted model, not a curated record